AUGCCCUUCUCAAUCCCCCAAAGAGGCUUACCCGAAUAUAAAGCCCUGUUAACUCGAUAUUUCUUUCUUUCCUUUGUUUCUUCCUUCUUUCCUUUCUUUUUACUUUAUUUCAUUCUUUCCUUUCUUCGUUCAAUCGUUCUUUGUGUCUUUUUCUUCAGAAUCGCUUCAAAGUAUCUGAAUUUAAAUAAUUUAUUCAAUUUCUUUGUUUUGUUUCUUCAUUCUUUCUUUCUUUCGUUCUUUUUUCUUUCUUUCUUUCUUUCUUUCUUUCUUUCCUUUCUUCGUUCGAUUGUUCGUUUAAAUAAUUCAUUAAAAUUUUCAUUUUCCUUUCUUCCUUCAAUGGUUUUUAUUUCUUGCUUUCUUUCUUUUUCUCUUUCUCUCUUUUCUUUAGGUAAUAAUUCAUUAUUUUUUCUGUUUUUUUCUUUCUUUCUUUUUUCUUUCUUUCUUUCGUUCUUUUUCUUUCUUUCUUUCCUUUCUUCGUUCGAUCGUUCCUUGUUUCUUUCUUUCAACGUUUCUGAAGUGAAAUAUUUCAUUAAAUUUUCUUUCUUUUUUCUUUCUUUCUUUUGUUCGUUCGAUCGUUACUUUUUUCUUUCUUGCAGGAUCGCUUCAAAAUUUCUAACACUUGAUUAUUUUUUUAUUUUUUCUUUCUUUUUUCUUUCUUUCUUUUGUUCUUUUUGCUUUCGUUUUUUCUUCAUUUCUUUCUUUCCAUUCUUUGUUCAAUUGUUGCUUAAUUGCUUUAAAUUUUCUGAACUAAAAUACUUGAUUAAUUUUUCCUCUUUCUUUCUUUCUUUCUUUCUUUCUUUCUUUCUUUCUUUCUUUCUUUCGUUCGUUCGUUCGUUCUUUCUUUCCUUUCUUCGUUCAAUUGUUCCUUGUUUGUUUCAGAAUCGCUUCAAAUUUUCUGAAGUGAAAUAA
This is a messenger RNA of Acanthosepion pharaonis, 909 nucleotides long. The record is from the annotation of a GenBank genome assembly. Lineage: Eukaryota; Metazoa; Mollusca; Cephalopoda; Sepiida; Sepiidae.